Gregarina niphandrodes is the source of this 198-nucleotide messenger RNA. RefSeq lists its product as hypothetical. The transcript has a single exon. The record is from RefSeq and is a predicted model, not a curated record. The annotation marks the transcript as partial. Lineage: Eukaryota; Apicomplexa; Conoidasida; Eugregarinorida; Gregarinidae.
CCUCCUCCAUUCCGCCACCAGCCUCCUCCAUUCCGCCACCAGCCUCCUCCAUUCCGCCACCAGCCUCCUCCAUUCCGCUACCAGCAUCCUCCAUUCCGUCACCAGCCUCUUAACCAGCCUCCUCCAAUUCCGCUACCAGCAUCCUCCAUUCCGUCACCAGCCUCUUAACCAGCCUCCUCCAAUCCCAACUCUUGAUUU